Messenger RNA from Cololabis saira (Pacific saury), 1229 nucleotides. RefSeq lists its product as uncharacterized. The transcript has 11 exons. The record is from RefSeq and is a predicted model, not a curated record. NCBI's taxonomy places the organism in Eukaryota, Metazoa, Chordata, Actinopteri, Beloniformes, Belonidae. Gene Ontology annotation, cellular component: membrane. The coding region runs from base 78 to 968 and encodes 296 amino acids.
UAGACUUUGCCCUGAAGGGGAACCAACGCAUACAGGAAGAGCAGAAUCCUGACCGUCACAGCAGAGCUUUUCUUGAGAUGGAGCAGUCCAAGGGCCGCAGACAUGAGGAUUGUGAACUUCAUCCUCCUCCCUACAGCCCUCAGUCCGGGAUGACUUACCAGGUUGGGAAGGGCGGCAUUGCCGUGGUCUCGCCUCCAGGCAGCUACGACAACAUGGCCGGUCCCGGGGGCUCGGGAGCAGGGGAAAUGAACCAGCAGUACGACCAGCCUCCGUCUGCUUACUCUUACGACUCAGAGGAGAACGUCUUCAGUGAUGCUGCAAUACGAAGAGGUUUCAUAAGGAAAGUCUACCUGACCCUGAUGAUACAGCUGCUGCUCACUUUGGGGAUCAUCUGUGCUUUUCUUUACUGGGACACGCUCAGGAUAUGGGUUCUGCAGACCUACUGGUUCACCUACGCCAUGAUGGUAACGGUGCUGGUGCUCAUUUUGGCCUUGUCCUGCUGUGGAAUCGCUCGUCAAGUACCCCUCAAUUUUAUAGCCCUGGGCCUGCUUACGGUUGCAAAGGGCCUGAUGCUUGGAUCCGUGGCAGCGUACUUCAAUGCAGAAGCAGUCAUGUGGGCCGUGGGUGCAACAGCGGUUGUUUCCUUUGGCAUGAGUCUGUUUGCUAUGCAGUCAAAGUGGGACUUCACCGCAGUAGGUGGUAUGCUUUGGGCAUUAGGCUGGUCCAUGCUUUCAUUCGCACUGCUUUGUGCAAUCAUCCGAUCACAGUUUGCUUACAUCGCGUAUGCCUCCCUGGGAACCCUGCUGUUUUCUUUUUACUUGGUGAUGGACACGCAGCUAAUACUGGGCGGGAAGCACAGAAGGUAUUCAUUCUCUCCUGAGGAGUACGUGUUUGCUGCCCUCAACCUGUAUUUAGACAUCGUCAACUUGUUCCUCCUCUUCCUGAAUUUCAUCGACCUGUGCAGAUAAACCUGCAAGCCUUCUUUCAGAAUCACUUCCUGUACACGCAAUUAGUGUUGAGUUGAUAUUCAUAUUGAACAAAUACUCAUUGCUUUUCCUCCAGACAUGUAUUAUUACAUUCUCAUGGAUGUCUUUGAUGUAUUUAAUAUAAAAGUCUUACUGUUGUCAUGAAAAUCCUCUGUGUUAAUUGUUUAAAUUAUUCAAAUACUUCGAGCACCUCGGCUACUGUAUCCUAUAAUAUGUAACGCAUUGGAAAAAGUGUCCGGCUGA